AUGCAGGUAGACUAUCGUGCACCAACAAAUCUCCUGCAGUUGCUCGUAGAUGCUUACAUUCGUCACGAGCUAAUUGCUGCCAAGUUAUAUGUUGCAUUCGCUGCGAUCUCUUCCCUUAUGCCUACUACUGUCACAUGCGUCCGGUCUUGCAUGCAUGGUCUAUCCAGGAGCAGUGCAUACUCGAUUUGAACAUUCUUUGGGAGUUUAUUGGCUGGCUGGACAGUCUCUGCAGUAUCUUCAAACCUACCAAGGUGCGGAGCUUGAUAUUGAUCAUUUUGAUGUGCAGACAGUGAAACUUGCAGGCCUUCUACAUGAUAUAGGACAUGGACCUUUCAGCCAUAUGUUUGAGCAUAAAUUUCUCCCCCGUGUCAUUACAGGGUCAAAUUGGUCUCACGAGCAGAUGUCAGGGAAGUUGGUGGAUUACAUUGUUGAUCAGCAUCACAUUGACAUUGAUUCUGAAUGCCUUAAACAAGUAAAAGAUAUGAUAAUUGCCAGUUCCAAUGUGUCAGUGGCAAAUAGCAUGAAAGAAAAACGGUUUCUCUAUGACAUCGUCGCUAAUGGACGCAAUGGAAUUGAUGUUGACAAGUUUGAUUAUAUUGCUCGUGAUUGUCGGGCAUGUGGACUUGGGUGCAAUUUUCAAUUCAGGAGGUCACUGUGGGGGUUGGAGACUCUCUCAGGACUUUGGAGGUGCAGCUCUCAAAAGAUAUCCAAUAUUAUGAGUUAUUUUAUGAAAGGUUAUUGCAAAGCAUGCGCAUUAUGGAUGAUGAAAUAUGCUAUCCUACUAAAGAAUAUCUCACAGUUCACAAAUUGUUUUCAACUCGUGCUGACCUUCAUCGUACAGUAUAUACCCACGCUAAAGGCAAUUGAACUUAUGGUUGUUGAUGCCCUAGUAAAAGCAAAUGAUCAUCUUGAGAUUUCAUCUUACACUACUGACCCGGCUGAAUAUUGGAAGCUUGGUGAUAAUAUUCUUAAAAUUAUUGAGACAUCACCUGAUCCAGAACUGAAGGAAUCUAGAGAACUUAUCCUCCGAAUUAGGAGGAGGGAUUUAUACCAGUUUUGCAAUGAAUAUGCUGUUCCCAAGAACAAGCUCGACCUUUUUGAGGACAUCACGGCACAAGAUAUUGUGUGCUCCCAGAAAACUAGUGGAGUGCAAUUGAGGGAAGAGGAUGUUGCUGUUAGCAAUGUUAAAAUUGAUCUAACUUGUGGAAGAAAUAACCCUCUAGACAGAAUCAGUUUCUUUAAGGAUUAUGAGAGCAAAGAAAAAUUUUAUAUCUCUGAUGACCGCAUCAGCCACCUUCUUCCUGCAUCUUAUCUAGACAGAAUUGUCAGGGUGUACGCUAAAAAACCUGAGCUGGUAGAGGCAGUAUCUGAAGCAUUUGAGAACUUUCAGUUGAGAAUGUAUGGAAUUAAAGCACAGGUGCAUGAAACUCCUGAGAAGAAGAAGCGGAGGAGGUAGUCAUUCCUGCAAUCCCUUGGCUAUACCUUAUCAAAACUUUUACACUACGUAUUCUUAUCAAUUUGUUUGUGGAAGUGAAUAUUUUCUGAAACAUAACAUUCCCUAUACCUAAAGAGUAAUUGAUGUGUUUUUUUUUUUUUUUCCAAAAAGAUGUUAAGGUAAAAUAUGUAAAGGUUUGGAGAUUUUAUAUGAAGAGAUAAAAUAAGAUUUCUAGAGUUGAAGAUCCA
This is a messenger RNA of Dendrobium catenatum, 1683 nucleotides long. Its product is annotated as deoxynucleoside triphosphate triphosphohydrolase SAMHD1 homolog. Bases 89 to 1456 code for a protein of 455 amino acids. Gene Ontology annotation, cellular component: nucleus. The transcript has 18 exons. Gene Ontology annotation, molecular function: dGTPase activity. Gene Ontology annotation, biological process: dGTP catabolic process. Lineage: Eukaryota; Viridiplantae; Streptophyta; Magnoliopsida; Asparagales; Orchidaceae. The record is from RefSeq and is a predicted model, not a curated record.